Messenger RNA from Aspergillus lentulus, 393 nucleotides. The record is from RefSeq and is a predicted model, not a curated record. Lineage: Eukaryota; Fungi; Ascomycota; Eurotiomycetes; Eurotiales; Aspergillaceae.
AUGACUUUACGAAUGUUUCAAUCUGCCAUCUCGUCAUACAUGUUCCCUCGCGUGCUUCAGUCCUCGGAAUCUCUAUCCUCCGCUGCAGGACGGUGGUCGCGGUCUCUACAGAGUUCUCCAAUCCUCCCCCAUCGACUGCCGAGACCUGCAGCCCUAUCAUUGAGCCUUCCCGGCAUCAUUUCCGGCAUCUGGGAUUCCGUCCUGCGUGCUGUACCCAAAAAGAAGACAUCCCACAUGAAAAAGCGUCAUAGGCAGAUGGCUGGCAAGGCUUUAAAAGACCUGAAAAACCUCAACACUUGUUCUGGAUGCGGUCGAAUGAAGCGUGCUCAUGUUUUAUGCCCACACUGCGUUGAAGACAUUAAGAAGCAGUGGAAACACACCCAGACGGCAUGA